Molecule: messenger RNA, 2543 nt
Organism: Schistosoma bovis
Lineage: Eukaryota; Metazoa; Platyhelminthes; Trematoda; Strigeidida; Schistosomatidae
Source: the annotation of a GenBank genome assembly
AAAAUUUAGAUUUGUUUAACUUGGUGCUCAACAGUUGCGAUACAAUUAGCCCGCCGGGUUCGCUACUGGUUGUGAUUCUUGCGUGAUGCCGAAAUUGGUACCUGUAUCUGUUCUUACGAAGGAUGCCCAGUUGGACUUCACAUUGAAGCGCAAGGCCUCUGGGGCACAGCUCGUCUCGAAAGUUUGCACAGCUCUUGGUAUUAGAGAGAUGUGGUAUUUUGGUCUUCAGUGUGUGGACCACAAAAACAGACUUACGUGGCCAGAGGCCGAUAAGAAGAUUACGACAACGCAAAAAAUCAAGGAUGGCCCACUGCAUUUUGACGUCAAAGUGAAAUACUAUCCAGAGGACCCUUCGAAUGAACUUAUUGAUGAAACAACUCGUUUGUAUUUUUACUAUGAUGUUAAAGACGACAUAGUCAGUGGGAGAAUUUAUUGUCCUGCAGAAACUGCUGUUUUAUUGGCUUCUUAUCAAUAUCUUAUUCGCAGUGAGGGAAAUGGUCCAUCCACCGUCAGAAAACCCCUUAACAUCUCCAAAUACCUUUCUGCAAAUGUACGUGAACAAUAUAAUCUAACUGAUGAAGAAUGGGAAGCCAAAGUGAUGAAUUGUGUUUCUUCGCAUAAAAAUAUGUCCAAGGACGACGCAGUAAAGGAAUACAUAAGAAUUGCUCAAGAUCUAGAAAUGUUUGGAGUUACAUUUUUUAAAAUAAAAAAUGAAAAAAAGACUGACUUGUGGCUUGGUAUUGAUGCUUUAGGUUUGAAUAUUUAUGAAUAUGACAACCAAUUAGCACCAAAGGUUACCUUUCCAUGGAAUGAGAUACAAAAGUUAUCCUAUUCUCGCAAUAAAUUUUUCGUCAAGCCUGUUGAAGCUUCUGGGAAGGUUCUCGUAUUCUACACGGAUAGUACUCAUACAUCUAAACUUAUUCUAAACCUAUCUACAGGCAACCAUAAAUUAUAUGCUAUUCGACGUCAACCCGAUUCGAUUGAAGUUCAACAAAUGAAAGUAAAAGCUAAGGAGCGACAGACUAUACGUGAUGCUGAAAGGGAAAAACUACGUGCUGAACAAGAAGCGAGAGAAGUAAUGGAAAAACGACUACAAGAUAUGCAACGUUUAAUGCAAGAAAACGAGGAAGCAUUCGCACGUACGCAAACAGUUUUAGAACAAUAUGAAUGUAAAGUUAAUGAAUUGAAUGCACAACUUGAAGAAGAAAAAAGUGCACGAAAACAAUUAGAAAACUUACAGUAUUAUCUAGAAGAAGCAAAUCGCAAAUUAGGACUGUCAAUCGAAGAGCGUCAGCGUAUAGCACAGGAACGCGAUGAAAUCAAUGCCAAAAUUAAUGAGCAAAACCAACUACUACAGGAGCGAGAGGAAGAAAAGCGUCAGUUUGAGGCUGAACUGGCUCGCGUUCGAGCUAUGCAUGAGGCAGAAAUGGACCACUUCAGUGAACAGAAACAAGAAUCUGACGAAUGCGAACUGGAGGCAGUCAAUAAUGUUGAUGAGGAUUUACGUCAGUCCAAACAAGAUACUGAUGAGGAUCAUGCGACACGCCUUAAAUUAUUACGACAAGAUUUAAGCUCUGUUCGAAAUCCAAAUAAGAUGCAAGCGAUCGACAUUCAUUAUGAGGAUAUCGUAAGCAAAGGUAUGGAUAAAUAUCGUACACUAAGAGCUAUACGUGAGGGGAAUACGAAAAAACGAGUUGAUCAAUUUGAAUCCAUGUAGUUCGUAUAAUUGGUUGGCAUACGUGUAGUAAGUAGAAAAGAAUUCAUUUGUUAAUUAAACUAUUUGUUUCGCUUGUGUAAUCAAACAUUCCAUGAGGAAACGCCAACUGAAUUACUGUCGAGCUGUUUUACUCAAGUCAGAUUAUAUUUGUGUUUUUUUCCUCGCUUUCACAUGUUGCACGUUUAUAUUUUUUUAUUGCCGUUAACAUUGUAAUAGGAUGAUAAUUAUCUCAUGAUUUUGGUGUAAACACUACUUGAUUGUAAAGAAAAACAAUUUUAGCCUUGCAACAUCUUAUAAAAUAUUUUGCUUGUAGCUUUUCCGUUAUCAUCCUUUUUUGCUCAAUAUUUUUAUAUAUAUUCGUUGUAUUUGUUUAUUAUUGCUUCUAUUAUUGUCAAUUGUUACUAUCGUUAAUGCUAAUCCACUACCUGAUGAUACGUCUCACGCGUAUUCUAUGCAAGACUAAAGAAAUAUAUGGUGAAUGAGAUCACAAAGAAGAUUUCGUAUCACAGAGAUUAAGACUAUCACUGCUGUUCUGAAUAAUUCAUCAGCACAAAAAUUGGGAGUUAUCCUUACAUAUAUGAUAUAAAUAUAUGCCUUCUUAGUACACACGUAUACUUAUAUAUAAGAUGUCUUUUAUCCCCUGUCCAAUGUUUUUCCAUAUUUCAUGAGAAGUCAGUGCCUAUUUUCUGUGACCAGUUUUCCGCCAAUUGGUUGGAACAUGUAGACAACUUUAAAUACACUAAUGAUGCAGUGAUUUGCAUAAUAACAUAUGUCUAUCAUAAUAGGAGUAUGCACAGACAGAAUUUAGUAAAACAACUUCGCCGAA